Homalodisca vitripennis (glassy-winged sharpshooter) is the source of this 1902-nucleotide messenger RNA. RefSeq lists its product as uncharacterized. Bases 1 to 1902 code for a protein of 633 amino acids. Lineage: Eukaryota; Metazoa; Arthropoda; Insecta; Hemiptera; Cicadellidae. The transcript has 12 exons. The record is from RefSeq and is a predicted model, not a curated record.
AUGGAAGCGUCCAGUGAGGAGGCCACGGCCAGCCUGUUGUCCAUCGUGUGGGAAGUAUGGGUUCCUAACCAGUUGGCCACCUUCACACAACUGACUCUGUUCUACCUGAACCAGUGGUAUCAAGCGUCCAGUGAGGAAGCCACGGCCAGCCUGUUGUCCAUCGUGUGGGAAGUAUGGGUUCCUAACCAGUUGGCCACCUUCACACAACUGACUCUGUUCGACCUGAACCAGUGGUAUCGUGAAUACAUGCCCCAGUCAUCGGACAUCGAAUACUCCCACUUCAUGGCACACUUCUGCCUGCCGGACGGACCUCUGCUGGACGUCAGUGUCGUCCAGAGUUCUAUCCGACAGUUUGCCACCCUCCAACCGGUUGAUGAGCACUUCUUCCCUACUGCUACCACCUUCCAGUGUGUGUGCCUCCAGCAGACUCAGGUGACGACUUGUGUCCACCACGACACUCAAGAGGUGUGCCUGCAGGCAAUAAAGGAUGGGGGUCCCAGUGCGUUGCUCUUGCCUAUACAAGCUCUGCAUUCAGGCCUUCAUCAAACCUUUGCUCAUGGAUGUUGUAAUGUGUCUUUGUGCACACCUGUUACAGAGUGUGUGUUCCUCCAGCAGACUCAGGUGACGACUUGUGUCCACCACGGCACUCAAGAGGUGUGCCUGCAGGCAAUAAAGGAUGGGGGUCCCAGUCAGGCCUUCAUCAAACCUUUGCUCAUGGAUGUUCAGACUCAGGUGACGACUUGUGUCCACCACGACACUCAAGAGGUGUGCCUGCAGGCAAUAAAGGAUGGGGGUCCCAGUGCGUUGCUCUUGCCUAUACAAGCUCUGCAUUCAGGCCUUCAUCAAACCUUUGCUCAUGGAUGUUGUAAUGUGUCUUUGUGCACACCUGUUACAGAGUGUGUGUGCCUCCAGCAGACUCAGGUGACGACUUGUGUCCACCACGGCACUCAAGAGGUGUGCCUGCAGGCAAUAAAGGAUGGGGGUCCCAGUCAGGCCUUCAUCAAACCUUUGCUCAUGGAUGUUCAGACUCAGGUGACGACUUGUGUCCACCACGGCACUCAAGAGGUGUGCCUGCAGGCAAUAAAGGAUGGGGGUCCCAGUCAGGCCUUCAUCAAACCUUUGCUCAUGGAUGUUUCAGGCUUUCAUCAAACCUUUGCUCAUGGAUGUUGUAAUGUGUCUUUGUGCACACCUGUUACAGAGUGUGUGUGCCUCCAGCAGACUCAGGUGACGACUUGUGUCCACCACGGCACUCAAGAGGUGUGCCUGCAGGCUAUAAAGGAUGGAGGUCCCAGUGCGUUGCUCUUGCCGUCCCGUCUAUACAAGCUCUGCAUUCAGGCCGGCAUCAAACCUUUACUCUUGGAUGUCAGUAGCCCUAACUCUUCUCACAGUAAGGAACUAAGGGAAUACUUGCUGUGUGUGGCACUGGAGUACGGCAUGAUGGGGUUCCUGCGUAGCUGUGUACACGACUGGUCGGACGGUAGUCAUGCGGUGGCGGGCUGUACACUACCCAACUUGCUGCACUGGGCUUGGGGUCGUGUAGACCGGUACAAGAAGUGUCUCGAUGGAUUGUGUGUUCCGUUGUUCGACUACUCGGGCACUGCAUUAGAUAGCAAUGAUGUAGGUCUGUUCCACCAUCUUAUAUGUCAACUUCAUGACCUCCAGGACCUAUUCCAUCUGGUGUUAGACAAAUACCAAAAUUGUAUUAUCCAAGGCAACUACGAACAACAGCACACAGCUCUCAGUCUGGUCACACAAUUCUAUGAUUCGGUGCUUUGGUGUGUGAGAUACAAUAUCUUACCAGAGACGAACGCUGGGGACACCAAAGGACAUAUUCCGUACUUCACUGACAUCAUUGUCAACUCUACCAUAUCAAGGCCUGUGCGGAUGAGGUUGCCCCUCUGA